AUGGCAGAACAGACGAGGACCAAAAGCAAGACCAAGACGUCAGAUGGUGACCGCAGCGAGCGUAGUGACCAGGUCGCGGGGUCCAAGUCCAAGAGCCCCAGCCGAGUUCGCCCGAAGAAGGGGAAACCGGAGAAGUCCUCGUCUGCGUCUGCCUCCGCCUCUCUGCCCUCCCCGACUGCCUCGAUUGCGCCGGCGGCCAAGUCGCCUGCUCGGGGUCAAGGACUGCAGCCCAAAGCCGCGAAGCCCGAGGGCGGCUCCAGCUUGGCGCCGCCUGGCCCUCGAGGCGCCUCGGGAGCCUCGGGCUCGGCCACCGGCUCCCGGGUCCGAGCGGCUUCCGCGGAGUCCAACGCGUCCUACGUGUCUGCCGUGUCCCAGCGCCCCGACGUGCAGCUGCAGGCUCCGGCGCCAGAGCCGGAUGAACCCAAUCAGGGCUACAAGCAGCGGCGUGCAGCCGCGCUGGCCCAGCAGAGGUACCGCGAGACCAUGUCCUAUGGCCGUCGACGCCAAAGCGCGAUGGCCCUCAGUGGGGACGGCACCAAAUUCCUGUCUUUUGCGGAAUACAGGAAGGCCAUGUCCUACGCCGCGCGCCGUGGCUCAGCCGUGGCCGCCGAGACUGGUUAG
Messenger RNA from Symbiodinium natans, 621 nucleotides. NCBI's taxonomy places the organism in Eukaryota, Dinophyceae, Suessiales, Symbiodiniaceae. The record is from the annotation of a GenBank genome assembly.